AUGGAAGGCUCAACAUCUUAUACUUCUGACAACGAUGCGAAUACUUCAAAGGAGUCAGAAACCAUGAUCGAAAUGCGCAAUGUAACAACACCAGCGCCGGGUAGCAACAGUUCGUCAUUUGUAAAUGAAGCUACAAGUCCUUUAGGACAUCUUGAUCCGUAUAGACUGAGGGACAUGGUGGUCGAUAAGCAAGCAGCAUGUCAAACGCAGGUCGAAUCUCCUUAUAAGCAAUCUCUAUGUUACUGGGCGCCUUCACCUGCUGAUCCUUCUCAGUCACCUUCGUCGAAUAUUCGUUCAGUACCAGCCAAUUCAAGUUCUUCAGUAACACCAGUUAUGCAGCCACCCAGAUUACCGGGUACAAUGCGAGAUUCAUCUUUGUUAUCUCCAAGUGCUACACGUACUCCUGUGCAACAACCGAUGGGAAUGUGUUUACCCGUACGUAGCCCAAUGGGAAGUCCAAGCAGUAUGCAUCCGCCACCCUCGCCGUUCAUAAGUCGUCCUUCCUCAAAUGCUUCUCCUUCUCCGUACAUACAACCACCACAAACUCCCGUUCAUUAUCAAGCAAAUUUGCAAAGUCCAGCAGGUGUAAUACCAUCGAGUCACAUACCACCUUCGCCUCCCUGUGCUUCAUAUCUUUCACGAAUGCCAACAGUAGGUCCACUACAACAGCAAUAUUCAUGUCAUACACAAAUGCAACAACCUCAGUGGACAAGUCAACAAGCUCAGCAGCAUUUUGGUUCUGGACCGGUGCAUCGUGUUAUGGUACAACGAGUUCCAUACUCAGGAUAUCCACCAGGUAUGUCGCAGCUGCAGCCACAAAGCAGUCAGCAUCCUUCAUCUUCCAAUGUUUUUCCAGCUGGUGCUUCGGGAGCGCCAGUUACUCCAGCAUCCCGAGGAACUAUGUAUCCGCCGCCGCCAGUAGUCGCUUCUCAACAAUCUUCUGGACCACAAUCUGCUCCGUAUCCGCCACAAUCUUGCUAUCAGUCUAAAGGACAGCAGCAACCAAAAUAUCCUGUCCAACCUCCAGUUUAUCAUCAGCAGCAACCACAAUCGCUGUCGGUGAGAACCUACAUUGGCAACCAACCGUCGUCGUUGUCUGCCUCGCCUACUUAUCAGUGUUAG
Molecule: messenger RNA, 1122 nt
Organism: Cercopithifilaria johnstoni
Lineage: Eukaryota; Metazoa; Nematoda; Chromadorea; Rhabditida; Onchocercidae
Source: the annotation of a GenBank genome assembly